AAAGCAUAAUCAUUUCGAAAUUACAUCCAAAUUUCCCCAAAAUGAGCAGCACUCACAUAGCUCACCCGCUCCCCACAAACCGCUUCUCCUUCCCCCGCUCCACCCGCCCCCAUCACCACCACCCGCCCCAUUCCAUCUCCUUCCGCUCCCGCCCCGCCCCGCUCCACAUCCGAUCCGCGCUCAACGCCACCGUCUCCGAAACCGCCGCCGCCAUGACUCUCUACGACCUUCUCGGCAUACCGGAGACCGGCUCCCUGCUCGAGAUCAAGCAGGCCUACAAGCAGCUGGCGCGGAAGUACCACCCCGACGUCUCUCCGCCCGAAUUGGUGGAGGAGCACACGCAGCGCUUCAUUCAGGUGCAGGAGGCCUACGAGACGCUCUCGGAUCCUCGCCGCCGGGCGCUGUACGACCACCACGUCGCCUCCGGGCUCCACCUCGCCUUCGCCGCCCGCCGCAACGGCAGAUUCGAUGAGGAAAUGGAGGACAGAGGCGAGUGGAAGGAUCGGUGGCAGUCUCAGUUGUCAGAGCUCAAGAGAAGAAGCGUGCAAAAGGAGAAUGCCGAUGGCAUGUCAUGGGGUGCAAGGAUGCGCAGAGAGAGGAACGGAGUAUAGUAGCCUUCUUCUACCUUUCUUUUUUUUUGCUGGUUUAGAAAGGGGUGUCUGGUUUAUGCUUGGUAAGAAGGCAAACCAUGGUACGACGUAGUUUUGACACGAAUAUGAACGCGAAGCACGAUGUAAUUGUAUCUGAAUAUAUAUGUAAAUAGUCUUCUAUCA
Salvia hispanica is the source of this 773-nucleotide messenger RNA. RefSeq names its product chaperone protein dnaJ 20, chloroplastic-like. NCBI's taxonomy places the organism in Eukaryota, Viridiplantae, Streptophyta, Magnoliopsida, Lamiales, Lamiaceae. The record is from RefSeq and is a predicted model, not a curated record. Gene Ontology annotation, cellular component: chloroplast.